AUUAUCGAGAAACAUCAUCCAUCUCUAUCGGGGGACGCGUACUAAUUGUACAGAACAGACAUACAUUUUCGUGUGACUAAUAUCAUAUACGAUUAAUUUAGAAUGCCGGCGACGAACGUCGAGGACGAUCCGUACGCGCACGUUGCGAAGGGCACUCUAAAAUUGAAGAACGAGCAGACAGUGAGCAAAAAGAAAAAGGAUAAAAAAGGAAAGAAGAAGAAGCUGGUGGAAGUGUCGAAGAUCAUCGAGGAGAAGCCUCAAAAGGUGGAAAUAAAGCGGACGAAGGCGGAAUUGGCUUUUCAAAAAAUGCAAGAGAAAAUGCAAACCGAGAGGAUCAAGCAGAAAGCUUCCAAGACGCAUAAACAACGAGUGGAGGAAUUUAAUCGACACCUGGACAGCUUAACUGAACACUUUGACAUACCUAAAGUGAGCUGGACGAAAUAAACUGCGAUGUAUCUUAACAAAUUUAUUUAUAUAGGUGUAUAUAUAUAUAAUGUAAACAAUUAGUCUUAAUUUAAUCUGAAGGUAUGAACACUUUACACAGUU
This is a messenger RNA of Temnothorax curvispinosus, 546 nucleotides long. RefSeq names its product protein FAM32A. The transcript has 3 exons. Gene Ontology annotation, cellular component: nucleolus. Bases 103 to 444 code for a protein of 113 amino acids. Lineage: Eukaryota; Metazoa; Arthropoda; Insecta; Hymenoptera; Formicidae. The record is from RefSeq and is a predicted model, not a curated record.